AUGUCCCCAAGAGUUCCGCUCAAAGUCGAGCAGGCGAACAACGCCAGGGACGCGUUGGCGAAGGCGGUCUACAGCCGUCUGUUCGAUCACGUGGUCACCAGGGUCAACCAGUGCUUCCCCUUCGACUCCUCCGCCAACUUCAUCGGCGUCCUGGACAUCGCUGGAUUUGAAUACUUUGAACACAACAGCUUCGAACAGUUCUGCAUCAACUACUGCAACGAGAAACUGCAACAGUUCUUCAACGAACGCAUCCUGAAAGAAGAGCAGGAGCUGUACCAGAGGGAGGGGCUGGGAGUCAACGAGGUGCACUACGUGGACAACCAGGACUGCAUCGACCUGGUGGAGAUGAAGGUGCUGGGCAUCCUGGACAUCCUGGACGAAGAAAACCGACUACCUCAACCCAGCGACCAGCACUUUACCGACACCGUGCACGGAAAACACAAAGACCACUUCCGCCUCACAGUUCCCAGGAAGUCCAAACUGGCCGUCCACCGCAACGUCAGGGACGAUGAAGGCUUCAUCAUCAGACACUUCGCCGGCGCCGUUUGUUACGAGACGACGAAGUUUGUGGAGAAGAACAACGACGCCCUGCACAUGUCUCUGGAGUGUCUGGUCAGCGAGUCCAAAGAUCGCUUCGUCCGCGAACUCUUCGAGAACUCCAACAACAGCAAAGACGUCAAACAGAAGGCGGGAAAACUUAGCUUCAUCAGCGUCGGCAACAAGUUCAAGGUGAGUUCGACAUCUGCGAGUUUAUUGUUGGCCGUUUGGAGGACAGUCUCCUCCGAUGCGUCUCCAUGGAAACCGAUGCCCCUCCCCCUGGUUGAUUGGUUUGUCAUAUGGUGUGAAUCUUCUGCGUCUUUUAAUCCCAUAAUCCUCUGUUUACAUGUUUACAGCACCGUCGGAGCCACGAAACUGAAGAGUUUGACCAUGGAGGAAAUGGCGAAGGAAAUGACUGAACUUCUGGCUCGAGGUCCUCAGGUCCAGGCGUCCAAAGCCGCCGCCGGAGCCAAGAAAUACGAGCUGAGCAAGUGGAAGUACGCCGAGCUGCGGGACGCCAUCAACACGUCCUGCGACAUCGAGCUGCUCGCCGCCUGUCGGGAGGAGUUCCACCGCCGCCUGAAGGUUUACCACGCCUGGAAGUCCAAGAACAAGAAGAGGAACACCGACACCGAGCAGAGGGCGCCCAAGUCCAUCACAGACUACGGUCAUGUUGCCGCUGUGAUAAAACCAUCCCUGCAGAACCCGGCCCCGCCCAUCCCCGCCCGUCAGUACGAGGCGGCGUUGAACCGGCAGCAGCGGUACUUCCGCAUCCCGUUCAUCCGACCCGGAGACCAGUACAAGGAACCGCAGAGUAAGAAGAAGGGCUGGUGGUACGCCCACUUCGACGGACCCUGGAUCGCACGACAGAUGGAGCUGCACCCCGACAAACACCCCAUCCUACUGGUGGCAGGAAAAGACGACAUGGAGAUGUGCGAGCUGAGUCUGGAGGAGACGGGGUUGUCACGGAAACGUGGCGCCGAGAUCCUCCCGCGUCAGUUCGAGGAGAUCUGGGAACGCUGCGGCGGCGUCCAGUACCUGCGCAACGCCAUCGAGACCCGGCAGGCCCGGCCCACCUACGCCACGGCGAUGCUGCAGAGCAUGUUCAAGUGAAGGGGCGUGGCCGGGGGGGCUGGGGCCUGGGGUGGGGGGUGGGGGGCUCUCGCCACAAAUAAAGGGACGAACGUACCAGCUACGAAGUGGAGACGGACGGCGCCGACCCGGACCCAGACUGAGGCCGUCUCCUCCCACCUGCGUCCUCCUGUCUCUGUUCUGUCCUUCGUGUUGUUCGUCUUCGGGGUGGGGGGGGCGUUUUCCAACCCUAUGCACAAACAUCCACCGUCAUCGGCUCGUUUUCCAGGGAAUCCUGCACCGUCUGUCCACGUCCAACUCCGAGGCCUUAAUACGAGUUUAACAGGGUUUAAA
Sphaeramia orbicularis (orbiculate cardinalfish) is the source of this 1962-nucleotide messenger RNA. RefSeq names its product unconventional myosin-VI-like. The record is from RefSeq and is a predicted model, not a curated record. NCBI's taxonomy places the organism in Eukaryota, Metazoa, Chordata, Actinopteri, Kurtiformes, Apogonidae. Gene Ontology annotation, molecular function: actin filament binding; microfilament motor activity; ATP binding. Gene Ontology annotation, biological process: inner ear morphogenesis; actin filament-based movement; actin filament organization. The transcript has 14 exons. Bases 1 to 1650 code for a protein of 549 amino acids. Gene Ontology annotation, cellular component: cytoplasm; ruffle; actin cytoskeleton.